AUGUGGAGAAAUGAAUCAGCGAUUGUGAUUGGCAGACACCAAAAUCCAUGGCUGGAAUGCAAUGUUCCAGAAGCUAGGAAACAAGGCAUUUCAUUGGUUAGACGAAAGAGUGGUGGAGGAACUGUGUAUCAUGAUAAAGGCAAUUUGAACUGUUCGGUUUUGACCAAUCGCAAGAUGUAUAACAGAAAAGAGAACCUGGAUCUGGUUGUUAAGGCCAUCCAGUCAAAAUGGGAUAUUCCACUGGUGGUCAACUCUAGAGAUGAUAUUAUGAUGGAUGGGUUGUACAAGAUUUCAGGCACCGCUGCAAAGCUUGGGGGAAAGCGAGCCUAUCACCACUUCACACUCCUGUUUGACGCAGAGCUGGGCAAGAUACCAGGCCUGUUACAAAGCCCCAUGAUGGGCAGUGACACGAAAGCAACCGGUAGCGUUCCUUCACAGGUAAUGAAUCUAACGGACGCUGACCGCAGUGUGGAUUUUGACUCCCUGACAUCAGCAAUAGCCAAACAAUAUCUAGACAAGCAGGACGGUCAGAUGAGACCAUUACUUCCCACAGAGAAAGAGUUCCCGGGAAUUGAGGAGAAAAUCAAGGAACUAUGUGAUUCAAACUGGACAUUCAACAAGACCCCAAAAUUUUCUAUUGUAAGAGAGUUUGUAUUUUCUGGUGGAUCGAAAGGCGCUAAAACAAGUGGAGAGGAUACAAAACUUAAAAUUAAUGUGCUGAUCGACAAAGGCAGAAUCACAACAGUUGAGUUUAGAACUGCAGGUGUGCAGUGUGCACAAGCGCAGUGGGCCCUAAAGGAAGUACAAAGUAAUCUGACGGAGCGAAAUGUGAAUUCGCAGCUGAUCACAGAAUGUGUUGUAAAGGUUGAAAAGAAAGCUGCAUUUCUUUCACAUGAGGAGAAAAAAAUGUUAAAUAUUGACGAGUGCCGCGGCCGACACCAUUGUCACACUCAGGCAAGGUGUGUUAACACUGACGGAAGCUACACCUGUGAGUGUCUGGAAGGCUACGAGGGGGACGGGCAGAACUGCGCCAUUUCCAGAAUUGUGGAUGCUUUGGAAUAUUUCGGAAUUGGAUUAGCAAUCUUGGCAUCCCUUAUGACCGCAUUGAUUUUAGGGUGGUUGAUACGACGAAGACGGAGAAGAUCAAGCCCGCUCGUUGAGGAGUAUAAUCCAGCGGAUAAUCCGGCAGUCGAUGAUCAAGGUGUUACCAUAGAACCUAUACGUGCUGACGUUUCAACGCCAGUAAGAGCUGAUCUAGAACAAGGUAAUAGGUCAAGAGGUUUAACGCCGGAAACUACAUCGCCAGAAACAUCUAAUUCAGGCGCAACGCUCUCGCAGCAGUUUGGCGAAGCAACGUCAACGUCGCAACCUUUGAUCGACACCUCGACGUCAGACACUGAAGCGUCCCCUGACGUCAUUACUCCCACUACGUCUGACAAUGUUCACUCCGAGGCUAGUCAGUUUUCUGCGCAUACUGGUAAUGAAGGGUUGGCUGCAAGUGCACUGGGUCGACAACAGAACGCCGGUCUUGGAGAGAGCGUUGGGGACGCUGGAAGAGGUUCUGUACCAAGCCCACAGUCUACGUCACAGGCCAAUACAGCGUUGGACGCCACACUCCCUGUUAUCGAUGAAAUAGAGGUUUGGCAGGGGUCUACGCGAACCGGAUAG
Liolophura sinensis is the source of this 1668-nucleotide messenger RNA. RefSeq names its product lipoyl amidotransferase LIPT1, mitochondrial-like. NCBI's taxonomy places the organism in Eukaryota, Metazoa, Mollusca, Polyplacophora, Chitonida, Chitonidae. The record is from RefSeq and is a predicted model, not a curated record. Gene Ontology annotation, biological process: protein lipoylation. The transcript is spliced from 7 exons. Gene Ontology annotation, molecular function: calcium ion binding; lipoyltransferase activity. Gene Ontology annotation, cellular component: cytoplasm; mitochondrion. Bases 1 to 1668 code for a protein of 555 amino acids.